This is a messenger RNA of Trichomonas vaginalis G3, 1926 nucleotides long. RefSeq names its product ERAD pathway. Gene Ontology annotation, molecular function: protein kinase activity; ATP binding; protein binding. Bases 1 to 1926 code for a protein of 641 amino acids. The transcript has a single exon. Gene Ontology annotation, cellular component: endoplasmic reticulum membrane. The record is from RefSeq and is a predicted model, not a curated record. Lineage: Eukaryota; Parabasalia; Trichomonadida; Trichomonadidae. Gene Ontology annotation, biological process: ERAD pathway; protein phosphorylation.
AUGGGAAUUGAAUUAUCAGUUGCUGAAAAUCCAGCUUCCCAAAUGGAUACACCAUUAUAUAACUAUUUAGUCCCAGUUGAAACAUUUCGCCCAUUAGAAGUGAUUUAUGAAAAUCCAUUAGGAAAUGUAACAAAAAUGCGAGAUGAGAAUGAUAAUAACACGGAAUACCUUGUCAAAACAAUAUACUUAGACAUGGGACAAAUGCUUAAUUCAAUAGCUUUCUUCGAAGAAGUACAAAAUCUUUCUUUAUCUUUUCAUCCAACAAUUCUUCCAUUUGCUGGAUUUUCUGUGUCAAAUCCACAUAGUGGAAGAAGACCUUGUGUUGCUUUCGAUAGCUAUUCUGGAAUGUCUCUCUCAGGAAUUCUAGAAAUGGAAGCAAACAAAGUCGCCCCUGAAAAUUGGAACUUAACAUCGAAAAUUAUUACAGCAUUUGGCAUAGCUCUUGGUUUAAACUACAUGCACUCUUACAAUUUCAUUCACGGAAAUCUUAAUGCAGAUAGUAUCGUUUUCGGAGACGAAUUAUGGCCAUACAUUGCCAAUUUCUCACUUAAUAACUUCUUCGAUGAAGAUUCUCUCGCGCUGAUCGCUCCAAAGAAGCAACUUUUGUGGAGAGCUCCAGAAUUAAAUCUACAAUCAGAUAAAACUCUUAAAGCAGACGUAUACGCAUUUGGAAUGCUUGUCUUCCAUAUUUUCUGUGGUAAAACGUUUUACGAGCAAGUAGAAAAUUCUCCAGGAAUUUACGAAAAGAUUCACUCAGCAACUCGACCAAAGAUCGCUAACGAUGUACCAAAUGAGAUAAAGAAGAUCAUACAGUUCUGCUGGGCCCCAGAUCCCAACGGACGCCCUACAAUGGCAAAUGUUGUCAGAUUAUUUGAAGAAUCAGUUGGAGCAAUACCAAAUAUCAACAUUUCUGAGCUUGAAAAAUUCAGAGAGAAGGUCAAGAACCUCACGAAUGAUAUUGGAAAGGCAAGAAAUGCAAUGAUUGCUGCAGCUGGUGGAGAUUCAGGCGCACAGAACAAUUACGGAGUCAUGCUACUUAAUGGCAAAGGCGUUAGAAAGAAUAUCGCGGCUGCUGCUCGUUACUUCCAACAAUCUGCUGAAAAUGAUUGCAUUGAAGGCAUGAACAACUACGCUUACGCACUUGAAAACGGUGCAGGCAUUACCAAAGAUAUUGAUUUGGCCGCUAAAUACUUCAAGAUGGCCGCAGAUAAAGGAUUUAAGAAUGCACAAAAUUCUUAUGCGCAAAUGUUGUACAAAGGAAACGGAGUAGCUAAGAAUACGACUGAAGCAGCCAAAUACUUCAAAAUGGCCGCUCAACAAAACUCUUCUCCCGCUCAAUACAGAUUAGGAUUGUUACAUGAGACAGGAGAAGGGACAACUCUCAAUUGCAACGAAUCUCUUAAAUGCUAUAAAGCAGCCGCCGUCCAGAAAUACCCUCCCGCCAUGUACAGAUACAGUUAUUUAGUCAUAAACGGAAAAGUUGACGAUAAAAACAUGACAGAAGCAUACAAAAACAUUUUGGCUUCAGCGCAAAUGGGCUAUCCAAGGUCAUUCUGCGUUUUAGGUGCAAUGCAUGUCAUAGGAGAAGGAGCACCUAAGAACAUCGAAGCAGCCAAGAAACAAUUCGAAAAAGCCAUUGAAAAGAAAGAAAAUUCUGGACAUUUCGGAUUGUUUUUAUUGGAUUUGCUUCGUAAGGAUAAAGAAAUGGCUUUGAAGGACCUUAGUGCAGCAAAUGAUGCUGGAUAUUAUGAUGCACAACAAGUAUAUUCUGCAUAUAAUAAUGUUGAAGUUAAACAAGAAACAGAAGAUGAAGCAACAAAAGGAAAUUUGGAGAAAGAAUCUGUUAUUCCUCUCCAUUUAAUUCUUAAGGGUUCUCAGAUUGCACCAACAAUCAAUGGCAUUGUAGCGGCACUUAAAGAAUUGUAA